UCUCCUGGAGAAAGGCAAAGACAGCUGGCAGUCUGAAGUCAAGGAGAAUCAUGGGGUCCAGGGCUGAGCCGUGCACUGUCUUAGGCGGACUCUGGUUCCUCCUGCUACUGAUGACAGGCGAGCGGGCCAAGGGUGGAGCCCUCAAAGAGAGUCAGGGGGUCUGCUCCAAGCAGACCCUGGUGGUCCCACUCCGUUACAAUGAGUCCUACAGCCAACCUGUAUAUAAGCCCUAUCUGACCCUGUGCUCUGGAAGGCGUGUCUGCAGCACCUACAGGACCACGUACCGCGUGGCCUGGAGGGAAGUGCGGAAGGAGGUGCGGCAGACCCACGCCGUGUGCUGCCAGGGCUGGAAGAAGCGGCAUCCUGGGGCACUCACCUGUGAUGAAGCCAUCUGCACCAAGCCCUGCCAGAACGGAGGCGUCUGCGUUCGGCCGGACCAGUGCGAGUGCGCCCCGGGCUGGGGUGGGAAGCACUGUCACGUGGAUGUGGAUGAAUGCAGAACCGGCGUCACUCUCUGCUCGCAUCGCUGCCUCAAUACGGCGGGCAGUUUCACCUGUGGCUGUCCGCACGGCCUGGUUCUGGGCCUGGAUGGGCGCACUUGCGCGGAGGGGGCCCCAGAGCCCCCGACCAGUGCCAGCGUCCUCAACGUGGCCGUUCGUGAGGCUGGACCUGAUGAGCGUGCCCUGAGGCGGGAGAUUCGCGAGCUGCGAGGGCGCCUGGAGAGGCUGGAGCAGUGGGCCGGUCAGGCUGGGGCCUGGGUCCGAGCAGUGCUGCCGGUGCCCCCGGAAGAGCUGCAGCCCGAGCAGGUGGCGGAGCUGUGGGGCCGGGGCGAUAGGAUCGAGUCUCUCAGUGACCAGGUGCUGCUGCUGGAGGAGAGACUGGGCACCUGCUUCUGUGAGGACAACAGCCUGGGCCCAGGCCUCAAAGGGCGAAGAUAAGGAGCCUCUGCAGAGCCCCUGCCCUCUAAUUUAUACAGAAACUGGACUCACUAACCCUCUGGGAUUGGCUGGCUAGGGAGCUGCAGAUAAGGCUCUUUGCCGCUGAGGAGCCAUGGACAACGGAAACCAGGCGAAGCUAAAGAAUGGAGGAAGGCCGUUGCUGCCCUUGAAUCCUCGGGCUAGGGCUGAUGCCUGGGCAAGAACUGCUUUCUUAACUCCUUAACAAAAACAGCCAG
Molecule: messenger RNA, 1174 nt
Organism: Budorcas taxicolor (takin)
Lineage: Eukaryota; Metazoa; Chordata; Mammalia; Artiodactyla; Bovidae
Gene: EGFL8
Product: EGF like domain multiple 8
Exons: 9
Coding region: 51-938 (295 amino acids)
Biological process (GO): anatomical structure development
Cellular component (GO): cell surface; extracellular region
Molecular function (GO): signaling receptor binding; calcium ion binding
Source: RefSeq, a predicted model, not a curated record